Molecule: messenger RNA, 651 nt
Organism: Symbiodinium sp. CCMP2592
Lineage: Eukaryota; Dinophyceae; Suessiales; Symbiodiniaceae
Source: the annotation of a GenBank genome assembly
AUGAUGACGUCAAGUUGGAGACCGAGAUGGAUCUGCAGGUUGUGGUUACGACGUUCUCCGACAUUUCCGAGGACGAGCGAAGAGCCCAAAGAUGGCGACGUGGCCCAGGUUGAGGCGUUGCUGCAGAUUCCCCUGGAUCCGGAUGCAGCAAGCGACGGCUAUGGCACUACACCACUGAUGCGGGCAGCAACCUGGGGCAACGUUGAUGUCGCGGGUUUGCUACUGGAGGCCGAUGCGCAGGUAAGUUUGCGCAGCGACACGGACUACACGGCCUUGACGCUGGCGGCACGCGAGGGUCAUCCUGAAGUGGUGCAGUUGCUUCUGGCAGCCGGCUCCGAGAAAGAACUCAUCGACGAGUACGGCCUUUCAGCACUGAUGUAUGCAGGGCGCCAUGGUCAGGCGGAAGUUGCGGAAGUGCUUUUGGAGGCCGGUGCUCAGGUGGACUUGUGCAACAAGGACGGCUGGACAUCACUGAUGUUUGCGGCGCGCUGUGGUCAUGCCAGAGUGGUCGGCCUGCUUCUCGCUGCCAAUUCUAAAUGGGAUUCGGUGGACAAAGACGGCCGUACAGCGCUGAUGAUGGUCAGUGAUGGGAGAGAAUUGGAGGUUCGGAAUGAGGUUCGGCUAUUGCUGCUAGAGGCUGCUUGGGCGUGA